This is a messenger RNA of Rhineura floridana, 3272 nucleotides long. RefSeq names its product rhomboid domain containing 1 (gene RHBDD1). Gene Ontology annotation, molecular function: serine-type endopeptidase activity. The coding region runs from base 240 to 1079 and encodes 279 amino acids. The transcript has 7 exons. Gene Ontology annotation, cellular component: membrane. NCBI's taxonomy places the organism in Eukaryota, Metazoa, Chordata, Lepidosauria, Squamata, Rhineuridae. The record is from RefSeq and is a predicted model, not a curated record.
CGUUUGGGAAGCUGAAGCACCGGGCUCUCUAUGGGCGUCGUUACUGAGGGCAAAGUGAUGAAUUAUUCAUCGCAGUCCUUGCCCUUCCUUGCCUCUCUCUGACUGAGCCCGUGGGUGGGUCACGUGGUGGCGUUUUGUGGUUCCCGUCCCCUGCUCGUUGCGCACACACUUGCCGAACCAACUAUAUCUGGAUUUCAAUAGUAUUCAAGUUACAGUUUCUUUGAUUAAAAUAAGUGACUAUGCAGCGAAGACAGAAAGUAUUACGUACUGGACUACUUCUACUACUUGCUCAGAUUUAUCAAGUUGGGCUUUCCAACAUUCCACCUGUGACACUUGCCACUUUGGCAGUGAACAUUGUUCUCUUUUUGCAACCCCUGGAACGCCUGGACAAAACGUGCAUCAGUGUCACUGAGUGCCUUUACAGAAGAGAUUGGCAUCGUUUGUAUCUUUCAGCCUUUCACCAUGUGGAUGAUUGGCACCUGUAUUUUAAUAUGGUGUCCCUGAUUUGGAAGGGAAUUAAGUUGGAGAGAAGGCUUGGAAGUGUUUGGUUUGGAUAUAUCAUUGCAUUGUUUUCACUGCUAACUGGAGUUGUAUACAUGUUUUUGCAACUUACUCUGGCAGAACUUCUGGGUAAUCCUUCACAUAAGCAGAGCUGUGCUGUUGGCUUUUCAGGAGUAUUAUUUGCUUUGAAAGUCCUUAACAACUAUUACCACCCAGGUGGGUCCAGCAACAUCAUGGGAAUUAGUGUGCCCAAUAGAUACGCUUGUUGGGUGGAACUUAUAGUAAUUCAUUUAUUGAACCCAGGGACUUCUUUUGCAGGGCAUCUGGCUGGUAUUCUUGUUGGGCUAAUGUAUACCACGGGGCCUCUGAAGAAGAUCAUGAAAGCAUGUGCAGGUGGCUUUAUCUCUGUGACUGGCUUUUCAGGACAAAGAAACAGCUACAGUUCGGAGAAUUUUAGAUACUCGGGUUAUCCAUCCCACCCAUCGAGAGACUAUAACGUGUACACUGGUGGACUGAAUGAAGAGGAACAGAUUGAAAGGGCAAUCAGAAACAGUCUAAAUGACAGAGGUUUCCAUUAGUCAAGUUUCAUGCAGACCUGGCAUCUACUUAUAUUGCGGCGUUGUUCUUGCUCAUCUUUGAGAGUCUCUGAGCGAGGGACUGAUGUAAACUGUAACUGUGGGUUCACUGUAGUUAACCAGAAGCUGUAUUCAUUGGUAAAAAAUUGACAUGUUCCUCUCUGACCCUGGCAUUCAAUGAAGGGUGCUGAUCUGAAGUUUUCAAGGCAGCUUCCAGCUGACACGAGAGAUUGUCCACCUCCCUGGUCACCAGAUCCAGUGUGCUGGAAGAAACCAGCAAAAGAGGUAUAAGGUAUGAUGCAUGCCAUUUCAUCCUAUGCCUUUUUACUCAGAAGCAAAUCACACUGAGUUCAAUGAGACUCACUUCAAUAGGAUUGCAUAGUGAACACAAUGUAACGUUCUUACAAGUAAAUCUCUUUUAGAUCGUAGUGCUGGCCAACAGUUUUGGCAGGUAUAAGGUAAGAUUGAUAUUCAAUCACACAGUAGUAGCAUUUUUCUACCACCUUUUUAUGUCUUGUGAAAUACCUGCAAGUGUUUCAGCUUGAAUCUAAUAUCACUAGAUGCUAUAUUUCCCUAUUGCACCAACACUGACUGAAAGAGCAUUCUUAACAAUAUAACGUACAGGCGAUCAAAUAAGGAAUUUCCUCCCCUGAAAAGAAAAAUAUUUUACAUAGCAGAAAGACAGCUAUCAUUAGAACAGUUUCUAGUUUUGCUAUAGCUACUGCCUUGUCCCAUACACAAAUCACCUGCACCCUAAGAUCAGCGGCCCUUCUUGUGUGCCUCUGUAAGCUGAGAUAAAAUAGGGGGGGUGGUUAGAAUUGUAUUUUGUAGUUUUAUAAUUUUUAUUAUAUGCUAUACAUUGCCUACAGAAUGUUAUUGGGCAAUUAAUAAUAAAUGCAUACAAGAUAAGGAACCAUGAUAAUCUGAAAGAGUGAAACAUCUACAAUUAGGAAGUGACAAAUGCAGUUAUCAGGUGAACAAUUUGUGAAUUCUUACUGACAGCACAAUCCUAUGCAUGUCUACUAUGAAGUAAGUCCCAUUAAGGUCAGUUGAACUUACUCCCAGGUGAGCAUGUGUAUAUGAUUACAGGUAUAGUUUUUGUGAUGAACUAACAUGGCGGGUCCAAAUAGUUUUCAAUCUUACCAUUAAAAAUGAGUAGCCUAUCCAAAGACUUCUCCAGUUUGAUGGACAGGGAGGAAUGGAUUGAUCUUGACUAUGAACUGCAACAGCUUGGGCAGGAGCUUCACAUACAGCACAUCUGCUAAUGUAAGGGUGUAUUUCUUCAUCAGAGAGGGGCAUCAUAGGCAAAGGAGCUGCACUUGACAGCCAGUAAGAUUUAUCAUUUCGACUUGCAUAGUAGCAGACCUGAUUGAUAUUGCAAUAGGCAAAGGGCAUAGUGCUGAAUAUAGGAAGACAAGAUCCAGCUAGACCUAGAACAGAUGGGAGGGACACACCAUGAUUUAAUAAUUAUUUAUCCAAAUGACAAAGUUCUUAUUUAAGAAUAGUUCAAGCUAGUCUUGAGUCUUAUCCUACCCCAGAGCUACACAGUUAGGCUUUUUGGUGGGUUUACAUAGGAGGUGUCUGAAAUGAUUGUCACCCAAGGAAAACUGGCUACAGAGACCAUGGUUGGUUUGUGUGUUUUGUGUGUAUCAAGUGUUUUUACUUCCUUUGAGUGUUUAGGUUAUGCAAUCCUCUAGCCUAUGGGAAUUUUGGCAUAUAAACUAAAAUGUUCAACGUGGGGAAGGGCCAUAGCUCAGUGAAAGAGCACACACACUGAAUGCAAAAUGUCCCAGGUUCAAUCCUUGGCCUCUCGAGAUAUGGCUGGAAAACAGUAUUGUGUGAAACUUAACUAUUAUGAAAAGUCUGCAAAUUUGCCAGCUUGAUUCCUAAAAUUCAGCUAAUAGCAUCCUGGGAUUGAAUGACCAAUUCCCUUCAGAGGAAAUAUCAAGGGUUUAUUCUGAUCAUUCCUGUAAUCCUGUACAAAUUCCAAAAUAUUAGUUUGCUUUAAAACAAUUUGUAUUUCUACAGCUGUAACAUCAUUAUUUGAAUGUCCUUUCUGUUUCUUUGUGAAAAUAAUGCUUAACACUAUCAAAAAACAAUUGUAACUUGCAGAUGUGCUCAAGCAUAUAAACUGUUGCAAACAAGCCAAAAAUGAAGUCUGCCUCCUUCACCACAAACAACAAGGAUGCCCUUUGG